AUGGAGCUGCAAAAUGUCAUCCUGCUCCUCUUGCUGACAAUCAACCUUGCUAUCGCCCAAAACACUUCUAGAGAAGAAGCACAGGAACUCCAUGUUGGGGUUAUCCUUGACUUGGGGUCCAUUGUUGGCAAAAUGGCACGGACCAGCGUUUCACUGGCUAUGGAGGACUUCUAUGCUGUUCAUCGGAACUAUAGCACCAAGCUUGUCCUCCACAUCAGAGAUUCCAUGAGUGAUGAUGUCCAAGCUGCAUCUCAAGCUAUUGACCUGCUAGAGAAUUACAAUGUAGAAGUCAUCAUUGGUCCUCAGAAAUCUUCGCAAGCUAUAUUUAUCUCAAAACUUGGAAACAAAAGUCAUGUCCCAGUCAUAUCCUUCACGGCAACAAGCCCAUCUCUAUCAUCUAAAACUCUUCCAUAUUUUGUGCGAGCAACAAUAAAUGACUCGGCACAGGUAAAUUGCAUUGCCUCCAUGGUUAAAACCUAUGGGUGGAGAGAGGUGGUGCCUAUCUAUGAAGACACUGACUAUGGUAGAGGUAUCAUACCAUACCUUGUUGAUGUGCUACAAGAAGUUGAUGCCCGUGUUCCCUACCAAAGUGUGAUCCCUUUGUCAGCAACUAGUGAACAAAUUACUCUAGAACUCUAUAAGCUGAUGACAAUGCAAACGACAGUCUUUGUUGUACAUAUGUCAUUUACCUUGGCCUCCCUCUUCUUCAUAAAGGCAAGAGAAGUAGGGAUGAUGAACAAAGGAUAUGCAUGGAUCAUGACAGAUGGAGUAACCAAUCUAAUAGAUUCACUGAAUCCUUCUAUCCUAGAAUCAUUGAAUGGUGCCAUAGGUGUUGAGUUUUAUGUUCCCAAAACCAAGGAACUUGAUGACUUCGCCAUGAGAUGGAAUAUGAGGUUCCAGAUUGACAACCCAACUGAUCCACCAUUGAAAUUAAACAUCUUUGGACUAUGGGGCUAUGAUACAAUCUGGGCAGUAGCACAUGCCGCAGCAAAAGUUGGAAUUGCAAAUGCCACAUUUCAGAAACCAGGUGCCACAAGAAAUUCAAUAAGUUUGGAAACCUUGGAAACAUCUAGUAAUGGUCCAAAACUGUUGCAAGCAAUCCUGCAGAAUAAAUUUAGAGGCCUCAGUGGCAAUAUUGACCUUUCAAAUAGGCAGCUGCAAAUUUCAACAUUUCGGAUAAUAAAUGUAGUAGGGAAAGGAUGGAGAGAUAUUGGAUUCUGGACUGCACAAAAUGAACUCUCACAGCACUUAAAUAAAACCAGACAGGCAACAACACAUCUAAAUCCAGUUAUCUGGCCAGGAGAGUCCAUAGAAAUACCCCGAGGUUUUAAGAUUCCUGUAAGCGGGAAGAAACUUCAAGUUGGUGUGUGCACAAGUGGAUAUCCGGAAUUUGUGAAGGUCGAAAAGGAUCAUAUCACAGGUGCAACUAAAGCAAUCGGUUUUUCAGUGGAUGUAUUUGAAGAGGCAGUUAAGAGACUUCCUUAUGCAGUCCCUUAUGAAUAUGUCCUAUUUAGUACCAAGGAUGAUGGAAGUGCCGAAGAUUACAAUGAUUUUGUCUACCAAGUUUAUCUUGAGAAAUAUGAUAUAGUAAUUGGAGACAUAACAAUAAGGUAUAACAGAACAUUCUAUGCUGACUUCACUCUGCCAUACACAGAAUCAGGAAUAGCAAUGGUUGUUCCAGUCAGGGAUAGCAUAAACAAGAAUACAUGGGUUUUCUUGAAGCCACUAGAACCUGGAAUGUGGUUUGGAAGCAUUGUAUUCUUCAUCUACACUGAGGAGCUUGUGCAACGCUUUCUGUCCCGGAUAGUUUUGAUCAUUUGGUUGGUUUUCCUGAUGGUACUUACAUCAAGUUACACUGCAAGCUUGACAUCAAUGCUAACAGUACAGCAGCUUCAGCCAACUGUAACAGAUGUGCACGAACUCCUAAAAAGUGGAGAAUAUGUAGGAUACCACCGUGGCUCCUACGUCAAGGGACUUUUGGAAGAACUUGGUUUUGACAGGUCGAAGAUAAAGCCCUAUAAUUCCCCUGAAGAUUUUCACAACGCACUUUCAAGAGGAAGCAACAAUGGUGGUAUUGCUGCACUUGUGCAUGAGGUUCCAUACAUUAAACUGUUUCUGGCAAAUCACUGCAAAGGGUACACUAUGGUGGGACCAAUUUAUAAGGCUGCAGGUUUUGGAUAUGCAUUAUCAAAGGGAAAUCCCUUGAUUGGAGACAUCUCCAAGGCAAUCCUCAACGUAACUGGGGGUGAUACCAUGAUUCAAAUUGAGAAGAAAUGGAUUGGAGAUCGAAACAAUUGCCAGAACUUGGGCCCAGUAACUGGUUCAAGCAGACUCACAUUUGCCAACUUCAGGGGAUUAUUUAUCCUUACUGGAGUUGCUUCAACUUCUUCCCUUUUGAUAGCAUUGAUAAUUUAUUUCUACAAAAAGAAGCAAUCAAUAAAUAUUGUGUUAGACAAUGGGAAUCGACCAGAAGAAAGUGGAAUGAAUGAGGAAAAUAGUGAGGCCCAAGAAGGAAAUCAAGGAGGAGAUGAACAAAAUACACAGCAAGCAGGCCAGGAGGAAAGUGGGCUAGAAGAACAGACCAGUUUAGAAGUGGUAUCUGAGACAACUGACAGACAAGCAUUGUUAUGCCCAACAAUGGGUCAACUGUCGUUUUCAGGGGUAAAAUAAAAAAAAUACUAGCCUGCAAGUGGAACUCAUCUAAAGUUCAGUACAUUUUUAGCUCCCUGUUAUCUCAGCGAGCUCCCUAAGCUAAUAUGUUCAACCCUGGAAAUUAGCAUUCUUGAGCUACAUGUGUAAUAUAAAUAGUCAUUUGUGCCAGGGUUCAAACUUGUAAACAAUUAGAACUGCAGAAUAUCAUUUUAUUUGA
Triticum aestivum (bread wheat) is the source of this 2869-nucleotide messenger RNA. Its product is annotated as glutamate receptor 2.8. The record is from RefSeq and is a predicted model, not a curated record. Lineage: Eukaryota; Viridiplantae; Streptophyta; Magnoliopsida; Poales; Poaceae. Gene Ontology annotation, cellular component: membrane. The transcript has 5 exons. Gene Ontology annotation, molecular function: ligand-gated monoatomic ion channel activity. Bases 1 to 2670 code for a protein of 889 amino acids.